This is a messenger RNA of Hyalella azteca, 2047 nucleotides long. RefSeq names its product eIF5-mimic protein 2 (gene kra). The transcript has 8 exons. The record is from RefSeq and is a predicted model, not a curated record. Gene Ontology annotation, molecular function: protein binding. The coding region runs from base 130 to 1410 and encodes 426 amino acids. NCBI's taxonomy places the organism in Eukaryota, Metazoa, Arthropoda, Malacostraca, Amphipoda, Hyalellidae. Gene Ontology annotation, cellular component: membrane; cytoplasm.
GGUAUGUGCGCGAGUGCGUCUAUGUAGACAGUUGAUCCGGAAAUCGGUGGUGUGGGAGACUUAUCUAUCAUCUACAUUAAUCGUUAUAUUUUUCUUCAUUUGAUUUUUCAGUUUAAUCCCUCUUGUUGUAUGAGUACUAAAGCAGAAAAACCUGUGCUCCAAGGGCAGCGAAUAAAAACACGGAAACGUGAUGAAAAAGCAAAAUUUGACCCAAUCGGUUUUAGAGACAACAUCCUCCAGGGUUUUGCUGGCAUUGGCGGUUCUGAUAUAGAAGCCAUUCACAAAUACCUGGACGCUGCUGGGUCGAAGCUUGACUACCGUACCUACGGCGAGGCUCUCUUCGACAUUCUCUUGGCUGGUGGUAUCUUAGCUCCUGGCGGUGCCGUGAGCGAGGAUGGGGCAGAAUCGGGGCCGGUGCGCACGACCGUGUGCGUUUUCGGCGCGCCUGCGGCCGACAUCGAGACGCUGCGCCCCUACGCGCAGCUCUUCGUGCGUCUGAUGCGCCGUUACAAGUACCUCGAGAAAAUCUUCGUCGAGGAAGUGAAGAAGUCCAUGCUGUUUUUGCGUGGUUUCUCUGCCGGCGACCGCGAUCGCCUCGCUAUCUGCAUCGCCAUGUGGGCCGUGGACGGCGUCGUGCAGCCCACCGUGCUCUCCAACCUCAUCCAGGAGCACCUCGUCAGGGAGGGCAUCGCUGUUGAUUUUAUUUGCAAGGUGUUGCUGACUGUGGGCAGCCUGAAAGACAGCUCGCAAGUGACGAUAUUCCUGCGUAAAGCUAAGCUGGAGCGACGCAUCAUGGAGUUUUUGCCGGCCAACAAGCGCACGCCCGAGUAUUUCAGCAACCUCUUUGAAGAAAAAGGCUUGGGUGAAAUCGUGAAGAUGCAAAUGAGUCUAAAGAAAGAGAACGGCGUGAUGAGCCUCCAGCGCUACCUCACCCAGCAUCUGCAUGACAAGACUCCUAUCAAGGACAUCAGUUUGAAACUCACGCAGCUCUCCGAGAAGCAUAACAUUGGGGAAGCCACUAUCAUUGCCACUGUAUGGAGCAGUGUGAUGGCUGACGUUGAGUGGAACAAGAAAGAAGAGCUGGUCGCUGACCAGGCACUCAAGCAUCUCCGUGUGUACACGCCGCUCUUCCGCGCCCACACGCAGACUGCGCGCUCAGAGCUUCAUCUUCUCGUCAAGGUCCAGGAGUUCUGCUACGACAACAUGAACUUCAUGAAAGUUUUUCAGAAAAUCGUUCUACUUUUCUACAAGAGCGAAGUGCUCUCUGAGGAAGUAAUCCUGAAGUGGUACAAGGACAGUCACUCCGCCAAAGGCAAGACUGUCUUCCUCGAUCAGAUGAAAAAAUUUGUCGAAUGGCUACAAAAUGCGGAAGAGGAGAGCGACGAGGAAUCCGACGAAAAGGAGGACUGAAAUUCUUUGCCUCAAUUGGGUCGUAUUUCUUAAGCAAUCCAUCUCCAGAUUUUGAUACAAAAGAUCCUUGAUGAACAACUUCGUCUCGCUUUGUGUGCGAGCUGAGGUGUUUUCCACAAAAUCGUCCGUUUGCCUACCACAUCUCGUGUUUUGCUCGCUUGCCCUUUCUCAUUUUUUAGUAUCCUGCUAUGCUUGCUUCUUGUCUGCUCUGGUGCGUGUAUAUUUUGUGGUCCACUAACCUCACCUCUGCAUCAAAAUCUCGUAUGCUGUGUAUUGUGUUGCGGAAACACGACCGUUGCUCACGACUCAGUCAGCGUGUAUGUAUAGAGCUCCUGUGACCUCUGUUUGUGCACACGUUUGAUGUUGCUGACGCCAGUUCUAUUUUUUCUCUGACGCAGGAGCCGACAAACCUUAAUUCGUAGGAAGCGUCAGUUUUGCGUCCCUGUUGAUGAAGUUUGUAACUCCCUGUGAUUUAUAUCUAGAGGUCUUUACGUAAGCUUCGGGAUUGAAUAGAUAAAAGGCAGAAGUAUUUUCUUGUGUACGGGUGACUUUUGACUGUCUUGCUUUUAAUAUUUUAUCAAUUAGAUGGAAACCUAAUUAUUUUUUAGUUUACGUCAAUAAAUUCACAUUUCUAAGC